This is a messenger RNA of Effrenium voratum, 1728 nucleotides long. The record is from the annotation of a GenBank genome assembly. Lineage: Eukaryota; Dinophyceae; Suessiales; Symbiodiniaceae.
AUGGCACAGGAACUGGGACUUGAGAUCGGGCUGUUACAACCAUUCCGGAAUCUGGAAGGGCAGGAAAACCAGGCUGCUGAAUUCGAUCGUCUGGAGGCGAAAUUCGAUCUUAUGGGAGCUCUGGGCACGGACCUUCUGCUGGUUGGAUCCGCCAGGGUCAUGAAGGAUGGUGUCGAAUUUUCAAGGAUUGCGGAUGACCUGGCCCGGGCAGCGGAGUUGGCUGCAAAUCGUGACAUUCGGCUUGCCUAUCUGGCCUUGCCCUGGGCACAGCGGAUCACGCACGACAGCGAUGCGCGCAAAAUCGUCGAUGCAGUCGGGCAGUCGAAUUUCGGUCUCGCGCUCAACAGUUACUUCUCCCUGGCGGGGGGGCGGCGGCCUGCAGAUUUGCGUGACCUCGACGGCGGAAAGAUAUUUCACGUCCAGCUGAGCGACGCGCCACGCCUGGAUACCGACAUCAGGAUGUUGAAGCGGCAAUUCGGCAUGUUGCCGGGUCUUGGACGGCUGAAUUUGAACGGUUUUGUCAAGGUGCUCGCACGCGCUGGAUAUCAGGGAGCCUGGUCUAUCGCACGUGUCGGAGAACAGGGUCAGGCAACGAGCGCCGAACAGCUCACCCGUGACGGAUACAGAGCGCUUGUGUCUUUGCUGGAUGAAGCCUCCGGGUCGGAGCCCGGCAUUUCCCUGCCGGCUCCCGGUCUGCCGGCAAGAAGCCGGGUUCGCGGCAUCGAGUUUAUCGAAUUUGCGGUCGAUGAAACCACUCACAAGCAACUGGUGGCUGUUCUGGAAUCGAUGUGUUUCAGAAUGGAGCGGCGGCAUAUCGCCAAGUCGGUCGAGCUGCUUCGUCAGGGGGCAAUCAAUAUUGUCGUCAAUUCCGACGAAAGCGGUUAUGCGCGUUCUGCAUUUGCCAAUCACGGCCCCUGUGUUUGCGACAUGGGGAUUCGGGUGGACGAUUCAAAACUGGCGGUUGAACGUGCGACAGCGCUGGGAACGGAGCUCUAUUCUCAACCGGUGGGGACAGGCGAACUGGACAUUCCUGCCAUUCGUGGCGUUGGCGGGUCGGUCGUUCACUUCAUCGAUGAAAGGUCCAACCUGCAUCGCGUGUGGGACAUCGAGUUCGAACCGGUCCAAAAAACAGCAGCCAUCCCCCCGGCCGGACUCAGACGCAUCGACCACGUUGCCCAGACGAUGGCGGAUGAUGAAAUGAGGAGUUGGCUUCUCUAUUAUGCGACGACGUUCGACAUGCGGAAAUCGGAGAUCGUCAGCGUGGCGGAUCCGUCGGGCAUCAUACAUUCUCAGCCCGUUGAAUCUCCAGAGGGAGAAUUGAGGCUGAAUCUCAAUGGUGCUGCCGGGCAGAAAACAUUUGCAGCAACCUUCCUCGCGGAUCGUAUUGGAGCCGGCGUCCAGCACAUCGCAUUUCUGACGGACGACAUAUUCGAGACUUCCGCGACGCUUGACGGUCAGGAUUUCGCAAGGCUCGAAGUGUCCGAGAACUACUAUGAGGACCUGCGUGUCCGAUAUGCACUGGAUCCGGCGCUGGUUGAUAGAAUGCGAGCCGGGAAUAUCCUCUAUGAACGACUGGGAGACGCCGAGUAUUUCCAGAUUUACAGUCGGCCAAUCUUCAACGGUUUCUUUUUCGAGAUUGUCGAGAGACGGGCGGGUUACCAGGGAUACGGAGCAACCAAUGCGUCGAUGCGGUUGGCGGCGCAACUGAAGUGUCAGCGCAAGGCAUAA